AUGGACAUGGAACAAGAAGAUCUCUUUGGACAUGUUGGAGAGGCGCCUGAAUGCAAAGCAGAAGAUAAAGGAAAGGGAAAAGGGAGAGGCCGCGGCCGAGGCCGUGCCCGCAACAACAGUGACAGCGGCAAUGGACGUGGACGUGGCCGUGCAGAUGGUGAGAAUAAAAAAAAGCAGCAGCCUGUUACCACUUGCAUGUGUCCAGGAUGUUCAUACCCAAAGUAUCCAGGCUCCCGCUUUUGCAGCAUGGGUGACCACAAGCGUGCUUGGGACAACAUGGUGUACCAAAGACGCAGCAGAAAGGAGGUCACCGAUGAGCAAAAGCGGGCUUUUGAUGAUGCCAUGAAGGACGAUGGCUUUGCUGGCCGGGAGGUUGCCAAAUUUGCCAAGGACAACCCGCCUGAGAUGAGGCGCAAAGGCUUGGUGGAUUUCCUUCGGUUUGAAAGAAUCAGAGGUGAGAAGGUGUCCACCAAUGAGCAGCAUGGCCGCAUGCCCAUGACUGAGAAGGCUUUCUACAAGCAUUGUGACAACGUGCUGGGCCUUUCUGAGGAGGAAUCCAAGGAAUAUUGGCUGGAGUUGUAUGAAGAUCGGACCGUAGAAAGGGAUUCCAAAGGCUACCGCGGAGCGGAACGGCUUUGGAUUGAGGCCCACGAUUUGAAGUUCAAUGCGCGAGAACAUUUUGUGGCCAACCAAGUGGUUGAGUCGUCAGAUCAAGUCAAAGCCCCUACGGAAGAGCAAAGGACGAUUUUCAAGAAGCAUUUGGCACGCCAAGACCUUAGCUUCAAUGAUGAACAUUUCGAUAUGAAUGGGCAGCAGUCAGCAGACACGGCCAAGGGCCCGUGUCCUGCUGCUGCUGAUGCUGCUGCUGCGCUCUCAACUCCCAAUUCGAAGGCCAAGCCUGAGACAAAUGAGACACCAGAAAAAACGGUGAAUCUUUGCAGAGAGCGGCCAGUACUUCACAGACAAAUCGAAGCUUCUUUGAGAAAGAUCGAGGCAGAUAUCAACAAGGCAAUGCAGGCAGCUGUGACCGCGCAAGGGAAGCACAAAGAACACCCAAGUGAGAUGAAGGCUUCGGAUCGGGCGCUGCUGACACUUGCUCGGAUUUUGCAGUUUCGGCAAGAAGUCUGCGCCAGGGUGUUGGGAAAAAAUGGUGAUAUCAUCCAACUGGUCCCGGAUUCCGCUGAGAAUUCCGUGGGUCCAGUUGGUGAAUCACUUCCUACCGGUGCUCCAUCUUCCCCAACCUCUGUCCAAACUGGUCAAGUGGUGGACGGUGGUACCAAGUCUUCACUAGGCGAGGAACUUGCCAGAAAGCAGGAGCAGCAAACGUCGGCUUUCUUGGCAUCCCAACGCUGUGCCAACCAGAAGUUUUGGGAAGGUGAGGUUGCAGAUCUGCAGGAUCUAGAUUCGGUCCGAAUCAUUCUUGACAAAGUCUUGGAAGUCAAGGCGGCUGACACUUUUUUGCAGUUGAAAGCAGACUGGCAAAAGUCUGAGAAGGUCUUCGUGCAAAUUUUCAAAUCCACCAAGGUCGCAGCGGACGAUUUGCUCAAGCACAUGAAAGUCAAAGUGAAGAAAGAACAGAAGGCCGCAGCGGAUGCCAUCAAGAACCGGAAGGUAGAAGUUUCAGUGCCUGCCUUGUUCACUGCAGAGCUCCAUUGCCCAGCAGUGGUGGAAUUGUCAGCAAACUUUGAUGCCAAGCAGUGUGACUGGACAAAGCCGUGGGCUGCUGCCGGUCCUGAAGUGGUGCAGCUUUGCCUGGGAGAACCAAAGGUGCAAAAAGCGCUCGCGGCUUGGGCGGUGCAGUACAAAAGGGCGCUGGCUCAAGCAAAGCUGGACCUUGUGACUUUCCCCUUCAGAGAUGGAGACGGGAAAGAGCAGGUCGAUGGCAUGUUUGAAAAGCUGCUGCCCCAAGACGGCCUUGUCUCUGACAUUUCCAGCGUCUCUGGAGGGGAGGUCUUCAUGAAUUCCACGUGGCUUUUUGGUGCCAGCUCAGACUUGAAGAGUUUGUCAUUCCUGCCGAACCAUGCAGCAAUGAUCAAGGUGUUGGUUUGUGGCAAGGUCACACACCUCCUGUUCAAAUGGGACACAGUGGUCUCUGCCUUGGGGAAACAGGGGGUGGAAGGGCAGGAAGAGAUCCGAAAGCAUCUUCUCAAUUCCACGUGGGAUGAACUCAAGACGCUCACUGAUGAAGGAGCAUCAAUGCAGUCCCAUAGCUUGCAAAAGAACCAGGUCUUGUACAUUCCAAUGGGUUGGGCCCAGAUGGAGGCCGCUUCAGAUUCUGCCCUCCUGUAUGGUGUCCGCAAAUCUUUCUUCAUGCAGAGCGGGGCAGAUGUCUACAAGCAGGCCAUCGCUAUGGCUAAGGCCGCUGGUGGGAAGGAUGUCAAACGAAUGGAGGAAAUUCAUGCGGUUUUGAGCAAGGCUUGA
This is a messenger RNA of Cladocopium goreaui, 2421 nucleotides long. Lineage: Eukaryota; Dinophyceae; Suessiales; Symbiodiniaceae. The record is from the annotation of a GenBank genome assembly.